Australozyma saopauloensis is the source of this 3102-nucleotide messenger RNA. It is a transcript of the gene MUC1, whose product is annotated as Muc1p. Lineage: Eukaryota; Fungi; Ascomycota; Pichiomycetes; Serinales; Metschnikowiaceae. The record is from RefSeq and is a predicted model, not a curated record. The transcript has a single exon. Bases 1 to 3102 code for a protein of 1033 amino acids.
AUGAGUUUCUGGCAAGAAAAUAAAGGCGCCUUCAAAAAAGCAGGCAUCGCUACCGCCAAAGGAAUCGGCAGUGGAACAAAGGCCCUAUCCAAAGCAGGCUACAACACCUACAAAAAGAACGAAGCCCAAAGAAAAGGGCUUCCUCCUCCGCAAUUGGAUCGCUCCAGUAGCGCGACAUCUGCCUCCGAGGUUGUAGUGCCUCCAAUGGAGCAACAAGACAUCGGGUCGUUUGCACCUCCACCAAGACGAAACGUGCCAACACGGGCUAUUCCGACCAAGGAGGAUGGCCAAACGAGGAGUGGUGCGCAGAGUUAUUCUCAACCAGUACAACCGGUGCAGCCAGUGCAGCCAGUACAACCGGUACAACCGGUACAGCCAGUGCAGUCAGUACAGUCAGUACAGCCAGUACAGCCAGGGCAAGUAGUUCAGCCAGGGCAGCCCCCAAAUUAUACAGAACAACCUCAAUUUGUACCUCAACUGAAUCCGGGUCAAUUGCAGGCAAACAUCACCCCCGUAGCCCAAACCGAACAAGUCAGACCUGUUCUUCCGGUGAGGCCCUCUCAGCAAUUUGCGCAGAGUCAGACACAACCCGUAGCCACCACUGUAGAGCCCGCAACUUCGGCUCCGCCACCUCCAGCUAGAGCACAAAACCUCCAGGAAGACUUGACCAAUCGGUUCUCCAGUGCGUUUUCUUCAGCGGUGACUCAGGCAACAACCCUGGCUAUCAAUCAAGGUGUCAAGGACGUUAAGGCAACCUAUUUUGGACAGCCACAGGAUAAUCAGACGCAACAACCCCAGCCUCAGCAGCUUCAGCAGUCACAGCAGCCACAAUCUGUUCAAUCUGUGCAAUCUGUUCAGCAACCUGCUCAGCCACUUCAACAACCCGUAGAACAACCCCCUCAAUCUUAUCAACAACCAGUUCAAACCUAUCAUCGGCCCGCACAACCACUUCAACAGCCAACUCAAACUUAUCAACAGCCAAGUCAAACUUAUCAACAGCCAACUCAGUCGUAUGAACAACCAGCACAACAACCAGCACCUUCAGUGACUGAGGCAACUCCUCAAACACAGGCACAGUCCCUGACACUCACUCCAAAACAAUUUGUGAUGCCUGCUCGCGCUCAUCAAGGGCCACUGUUUGUCAAGGCAGCGGAUGUCUCUACUUUCGCUCCUCCUCCCAUUCAUAUAGGAAUUCGGGAUCAAAAAAGUGCGGUUGGCUCUGCUAGCUCCGCAGGCUCUGCUUCAUUAUCUCUGGUUCCUGAUGGCACACAUUCGAGUGGAUCUACUGCCUCAAGACCAACACCAGGCAUUCCGGCAGCCGCUGCCUCUCAGCCUGCCGCUAACUCACCUGGUCCCGCCAUUCCGUCAAGAACCGCUGAAAGGCCAGUUCUGCGGGGCACCUCGACCACCAAGCAGGUUUAUGAGCACAAGCCAGUCAGUUACAAAGAGCUCGAUAUGUCUGCUUUGGGACCUCCGCCACCGAAGCCAUUUAGAGCUGGCGGUGCUUCUCCUUCACAUAGUCCUACUAUCGAUCAUCCCUCAGUGGCUCCGCCGCAGUACAGCCCUUCCAUUGAGAGUUCUAAUCCCGAAAUAACAAGAGCAAGUGGUCCUGUCCCAUCAUUGCCUAGUCGGGCUUCGGGUCUGUCUCAGCUUGCUGUAAAAGAAACUGCAGUAUUACCCGAAUCCAUCAAACAAAAGAAGCAGCCGCCUCCAAAGCCUGCAAAGUUGAAGUCAGUUCCAAGGCCAGAAUCGAAGGAACACAGUCCCGAAGUGUUGGUUGCGCAUAAGGUGAGCCGAUCAGGACCUAAUUUUGCAUUGGAGAUAGCCAAUAGAAAGUUAAAACAUGUCGAUCAAUCCGAGAAAUCCUUGGAAUCAGAGAACUCAAAAGCUGAGCCUGGUAUAUCUCCUGGACUAGAAACAGUGAAGACUCUUGCGAAAGGAGGUCAUGAAAAGCCAGCUAAACCUGUUAAGCCGCAGAAGCCACAAAAGCCUACAAAGGUCUUUGCCGAGAAAAACUUGGAUACUAGCUCUGAUAUGAAGGUAAUCUCUCCACAAAUUGUUGAGGAACCCAUUGUUAAAAAGUUACCACCUCCUAAACCACAAAAAUUGACUGUUCCCGUUCAAAACUCUUCAAUUAAUGGUUUCGAAGCUACCCAACAUACAGAAGUUCCGGCACCUGUUGCAAGAGCUGUGCCUCCUCCACCUCCAGCAAGAUCCCCUCGCAACUCGACCCCUUCAAAUGCCUCACCAACUCCACCUCCAAUUCCAGCCUCAAGAAAUUACGUCCGGAAGGCAGCUCCAAUUCCUCGGGCUGGAGACCUGUCAACUCCUGAGCCGGCACCGCCUGGUCCACCUGAUUUUAACCUUGAACUAACUUCUGGGUGGUAUGCCAAUGUCAAUUCAGGUCUUGACCUACCUGCUGACUUGCAAGGGCUAGCCUACAGCACAUCCUAUCAAUAUAGCAGUAUGGGAGGUGUUUUCACCGAUCACACGAGAAUGAUCACAAUCACCAUCAAGGAUUUGUCAAAGGUAACAUACGAGAUAAAGUGGAAGAACAAUGACUAUCAAAGAACAACUGCCCGUGUGGCCGAGUUCAAACCUUCCCCUAUAGACACAAAAAUUCCGACUAAACAGCAACUUCUUCAGUACAGUGAACAAUUUGGAAAUCAUAUAGUGGCGUGGUGUCUUCAUCGUGAGGGUCAACAAGUCGGGCUGGGAGAAUGCUGGGAUUUGGCCCACGAUGCUUUGCAGAAAGGCUGUGGAAACCACGCCUUCGUCUCGACUUACUAUCACCAUGGCUACCCAAUCCUAGAAUUACAUGGAAAAGCACUAUACCGUGGCCCAGAAGAUGAGGUACGCAAGGGUGACAUUUUGCAAUUCACCACUGCUGUUCUUGAGGACAAGUCUUCCGGUUCAAGACAAACAGCCGGAGAUCCGAACCACACUGCAGUUGUCAUUGACAAAUUAGGUGACAGGAUUCUUGUUGCAGAACAAAACGUGCAAGGCGUCCGUGUUGUGAGACGAGGUGAAUACAACUUGUCUCACUUGGUACAAGGCUCUGUGGUAGUUUAUAGACCAAUUGUUGCAGACUGGGCGGAGUAA